Etheostoma spectabile (orangethroat darter) is the source of this 3651-nucleotide messenger RNA. RefSeq names its product thymocyte selection associated family member 2 (gene themis2). Gene Ontology annotation, biological process: T cell receptor signaling pathway. Gene Ontology annotation, cellular component: nucleus; cytoplasm. The coding region runs from base 61 to 2193 and encodes 710 amino acids. Lineage: Eukaryota; Metazoa; Chordata; Actinopteri; Perciformes; Percidae. The record is from RefSeq and is a predicted model, not a curated record. The transcript is spliced from 6 exons.
UUCGCAUGUCAUUUGCUGUCUUGUCUUCAUUUUUGAUUGCAGCACACUGAGGCAACAGUGAUGGCAGGCACGACUGCUUUGCCACUUCAGCAAUUAAUUGCUUCACUGGACAACUCUUGUCUGCCAAAAAUUCUACAAGUUUGCUCUGGAGUGUAUUUCCAAGGUUCUAUAUAUGAAAUUUCUGGAAGUGAAGUGUGCUUUUCUACUGGCGAUCUAAUAAAGGUCCUCAGCAUUGAGCUCCUAUCCGUUUGCUGUGACGACAUCAGCAACAAUGAGCAGUUUGAGCUGCCUAUCAACCACACAGGUUUAUUCAAAGUUGUUCCGGAGGAGAUGCCAUACAGUAGUAUCGAGGAGAUGGUGAGCCUGAGGCCUGUGGGCCUGGAAUCUUGCCUUCCCUUCACUUUUACCAGCAACGUCAAGAUAACCGUUGGCAAUUUCACACUGGGAGCCGGCAGAGCUUUGACAGUGCUCUCCAUUGAGCGGCAUGAGGGUGAGGAGGAUUAUGUGCGCUGCUAUGUUCAAGGACAACAGGAAGCCUCUGCGGAAGUGUGUAUCCCACUUUCUUCCCAAGGGGAGUUCAGGGAGUGUGAAAGCGAGGAGUGCUUCACCCUGCAGGAGAUCAUGUCCUCGCCCUGCCUCCGUAGUCGAAAGUUUCAUUUAAUCAACACCACCAAGGGUGACCGAACCCUUGUCCUCAGUCCGAUAUACCAGGUCCACGCCAUCAUGAACUUGAGGAAGAAUGUGUUGAAGUUUCCCUCCAGCUUAGAGGUGGAAGUGAUCGAUGUCACUGAGACGUGUAAGGACGUACAUUUUGUGACCCCGCUCAGUCUGACGGAGGUCCAUGCCCAGCCAGACAACUCCUUCCCUACAGUAGUAGAGAUAUUGGAAGGAGCAGAGACCAACUCUCUGUUUAAGUGCAGCUGGCUACCAAAACUUAGUACAGGCAGCCACCUGAUUUUCCACAAGGUAGGAACCUCAGCCAUGGUUUUAUUAUCCAACCUGAAGAGCCGAAGGGCACAGCAGUACUUCCUGGCAUCUCACCAAUAUGGUGGACGAUUACGUAGGCGGCCAAGAGAGUUUAAUUCCGUGUAUGAGCUUUAUGUUGCGUCAAUCCAGGCCCCAGGCCUGAAGGUCAGCGUAACAAGGAGUUGUGAGGGAGUUGAGGAGGAGGGCCUGCCUGCCCUCAGUGUGGGCGAACAGCUGGAGGUUGUUCGCUGCGAGAGGAUGGAGUUGCCUUGUGAAAGCAGCAAGGGACAGAAGCAGUCCGUCGAGGCGCUUUUGUGUCAGCGUCUCCAAGAGCCAGAUGAUGACGAGGAUGAGGAUGAAGAGGAGGUCAAGCAGCGGGAUGAGACAGAGGAUAUUCUCAUGCCUCUGUACAUGCAGGGCAACUUUGUGGAGGUACUCGCUGAUAACAAGAAGUACAGACUCAGGGACCUGAGUAAAGAGUUUAGUUUGCCGCUGGAUGUUAAAGUAGUGAGCCGGGAUACUGAACUUGAGACUGAUCCACUAGUUGGAUUUCCAAGUCUCAGAAUAGAGGGGGCUCUGCUAGAGCCCACCAUCCAGGCGAGCUUUCCACACAGGCCAGACCACUGUUUUGAGAUCCCAACCCGGUGGCUUUCUAUGUCUGUUUUUUUUACCAAGGAUCCCCUCCCAUGGCCCAACGGUCAACCACCUAAAUGCCAUGUGGAUAGAAUUACCGAGGUGACAAACAUAUUCUUUUAUGAAUUCAGCAAAAUCGGCAACUCAGAUGCAGCUCCCCCACCUCGACCACCAAAGCGAAAUCUGUCGUCUUCAAAGUCUUCAAAAAAAUCAUCGAAAUCCUCGGGGAAGUCAUCCAAAGCAGGCAAAUCCAAAAAUGCACCAAACAAAAGCAUUCCAACCAAGGAGUUAGCAGACUUGACUUUAAACAACAGAAAAAGGCCCCCAGCUCCCCCACCUCCGGUUAUCUUGGAUGAUCGACCUCCACCAGUCAUACCCCGAAAGCACACAGCGGCUGAAAUGACAACAGGCAAGGCUCUGCCAAACACUUAUGUGGAAAGGGAGGAGUCGAGGAAGAAAAAAGUGCCGCUGGAUGCAACAGAUGUUGCAGCAGAUGUUGCAGCAGAUGUGGAAAGUGACCAUGACUAUGAAACUGUGGACGACACUUUUACAACGAUGAUGAAGCAAGCACAAGAGAACGUCAUGUUUUACUAAGUAUUACCACAACAGCUAAACAUCCCAUAUGGGCGGCAGGCCCCCUUAUCUUGAAUAAUUUUAUGACAAUGUACCAAGGCAUAGAUUUAUAUACUGAGACUUUGCAGUCAAACCAGGCAACCUGGCCUAAGUUUUGUGAUUUCAUUUCAUGCUAAAAAUAAUUAGUUUCAAUCACAAGGCUAGAUUGUUCAGUUCAGUAUUAAAGGUCCCAUGACAUGGUACUCUUUGGAUGCUUUUACAUAGACCUUAGUGGUCCCCUAAUACUGUUUCUGAAGUCUCUUUCCCAUAAUUCUGCCUUGGUGCAGAAUUGGUGGCCUUGACCACCUGCCACUUUGCUCGUUUGAAAGCCAUGAUGUCUCUCUCUCUCAUGGGUGGGCCAAAUUCUCUUGGCUAGCAAAGCAGAGAAAGGGCAGGUAAUCUUUCCCCUUAUUAGGUCAUAAGGGGAAAGAUUCCAGAUCAGCCCAUCUGACCUUACCCAGGGCUCGGUUUACCCCUAUCACCAUUUCUAGCCACUGGGGGACCAUAGGCAAGCUGAUGGAAUGAAUUUUAAUGUUUAAAACCUCUCAAGUGAAACGUUCACAUCAUGGGACCUUUAAAUUAUUCAGCGAUAAACUCCUGUAUAUUGCAUCUGUGAGAAUCUGUGAAAUUAUUUGGGGUCUAGACAGCAUCCUUCAGUGUCUCACAAAACCUAACAACACUGCUACUCAUGUGGUCAACAAAACUCUUUCAUUCUUUAUCCAUUAAUUUCUACGCUCAACCCACUUCAUCCUCUUCAAGGUUGUAAGUGGCUGUUGCUGUGCUUGUACAGUAUACUGUAACACCCACAAACCUUGACUGAAAAACUAGUACCCUUGUAGUAUUUAUUGUUAUCGGCUAGUAUUUAAUACAGCACCUUUGUACUUUUUGUUCAAACUUGUUAGCAAAGCAUUGAUCUAACCAUAUGCUGGUUGGCUAGGUCAAUGGUUUUAGCUUGUAUUUUUGUAUACAGUAGCAUUAUAUUUUGCAAAACUAAGCAGUUUCUGUAGUUUAUCCUGAAACAAAAUAACAGCAACACCCAGUCUAAUAAAAUACCACAAAAAACAGUCUUAAAAAUAACCUCUAAAAAAGAAAUGCAAAUGCAUAUUUAUAAGCUUCACAGAGGUCGUAAUGGUUUGUAAACAACAGUUUUUAUUGUACAGGCAUUUAAUGUAUAUGUCAGCCUCCUGUAGUAAACAUGUAGUAUAUAGUAUACAGUCUUUGUUAGGAAACGGUCUUAACCUAAAAAACACUUAAUUGCAGCUCUGUAACUUCUCACAGGGUCACGUAACUGUAAUGCUACAGCAUAACCUCUGCCAGCCGUCACAGCAAACUAUUUAUGUGAGCACAAAAAGGUGCCAUGUUUUAUCAAAUCCUGUUUUUUGUGUAGUCUUUAUUUCAUUGAAAUUACUCUCCAGAGGUGUUGACUCAUUGCCACAGAAA